This is a messenger RNA of Alternaria conjuncta, 291 nucleotides long. RefSeq lists its product as uncharacterized. Lineage: Eukaryota; Fungi; Ascomycota; Dothideomycetes; Pleosporales; Pleosporaceae. Bases 1 to 291 code for a protein of 96 amino acids. The transcript is spliced from 3 exons. The record is from RefSeq and is a predicted model, not a curated record.
AUGGCGAAGAUCCCGACAUCAGAACAACCCACUAGCUACUACGAGUGGGAUUACGUCGGCACCCGUGAAAAGCAAUACGCGACAUUUUCGUUUGUCGAAGAUCCAAGGGUAGUCGACGCCCCGUCCGAAGCCCUGGCGAUGGAUGAGCAGCUAUUCUCGCUCUAUGCAGUCCACUGCGAUGGGGUACCAACAUCCACCGGUUUCGUAUCACCCCUCCCAAAGGAAAACCACGAGGAAGUCGAUGAAUUCCACGACGAUACGCUUUCGGACGAAGACUUCCUGGGUCUUUAA